CCCAGUCUACUUAAAUCUUCCUUGUCUACCCAUCUUCUACAACUACACCAUCUACUGCCAAAAGCUCAGAGACUCCAGUUUGGACUACCACCAUUGAUAUUGGUAAGAGAGUUUGUUUUUCCCAACCUUGUCUCUUCCUAUUCUUUUGACUCUGACUAUAAGUAUGGCCGAUAGAUACAUCCAUCACUUGGGCCUGAUAAGGUAGCUGUGGUGAGGAAGCCUCACUGAAAAUAUCCACAUGACGGAUAUAUCUAUCAGCCACACUCCUAUUAUUCUGAUUAUAGUAGUGUUUCUACUACAUCUUUUACUCUUGGAAGGGAAAGAAUUUUCUAUCGAGGUUUACUCUCAGUUGCCUAUUGAGCCACAUUUUAUUUAGCUCCACCUCCAGUUCAAUUAAAUAGCACGUUACAUUGCAUUCAAGAUUUUUCACCUAACGUGAUUUAUACAGGUAAUUUUUGGUAAAAUGGAAUACUGACUGGAUGAACCCAGGAGCUAUGGUGGGCUUAGGAGCUACAGUGCACCUGGAUACCCCCAGGUACUGCCAAAUGUUUAUUUCAUGCUGCCGAGCUGCACACCUAGACCAGCCCCUAUAUGGUUACCAGUCCCACCCAAUUUUCCUCAUAUGCAUACUAUUGAGACUUCAGCAUCUUAUUAGCACAUGACAAACCGUAUUACCAAUGAUGCUUCCAGGGCUGUUGAGCCAACCGCAUCUACCAGAGAUCCUGAAUCGGUAUCCGUUAAUGAAUAGGUAUGGAAAUUUCGAAACUGGUGGUUAGGGAGUAAGGGUUUUGGCUCUCCAGGGAGUGAGGAGGGAUUGGAGCUAAGAACACAAACAUGUAGAUCUGAUUUUAUCAGAUUCAGUGAGACCUUACAUGUAGGCAAUGACGAAAAGUAGGACCCCUUCUUGACUCUACUUUAAAGUCAAUUACUAAGUAGUAUCAGGUUUCUGAAAAUUUGGUUUAAUGUAUUAACCUCCAUACUUAUUAUCCAACAUAUGCUAAGCCUGAUUCGUGAAAAGGUUAUCAGCACCGUCUUGGAAGAGUUCAAUCUAGCAAGAAGUAGCCUCCCCAUACCACUUUGUCAGAGAAUCACUAUAUACUUGCAAUGAAAAUUUCCACUCUUUUAAAUGUGGUUACAAAGGGUUCCAAAAAGCAUCCGAUACUAUGGUUCAGAGGAAAAAUGCAGCAGGGACUCUAGAGGUAAAGUACAUAUUGGAAGUUAGCCAUGCUAAGAUGUAGGACAAUCUGGUUCGGGAUGCCAGAAUGUGGUUGGAGGAAACAGAUACUGUGUCCACAGUGAUCUUAGUAAAAAUAAAUAAGGAUCCUGCUUACCAAAACCCCACCUUAUGACUUACCAAUAAGGAGUUUGACAACCUACUAGUAGAAUUUCCUCCAUCUGAAGAAGUUUCCCAAGAAUAUUUCUCUCUUGAUAAGGCCCAUGGACCUGCUCGUUAUAGAGGUCUAUGUUGGAUAGGCAAAAUAACCAUUUGAUUGAAAUCUGGAAACGUCAUCCUACCUCUCACUUGAUAAUUUCCAGGUUAGGCCCCCAUGUAAGUGACUGCUCAAGACUGGUAAAGAUGAUGUUUCUGAUAUACUAGUAGCUAACUUGCAUAGAACUACUUAAAUGGAGACAAUACAAUCUAUAUAUACUUUUUCCUCUGCGAUUUCUUGGACGGCUUCUUUGAAGAGGACCAUCAUGUUGGAUUUGACUGGGGUCUCUUACACAGCCAACUAGGAACUUAUAUCAGACAGUUGGCAGUAGAACAGUAUAGUAAGGUGCUCGAAGCUCAUGAAGGAAGAGCGAAUGUGCUGGACCCUGAUUUUCAAUCCUCCCUCACCACUAGCUCCACA
Molecule: messenger RNA, 1850 nt
Organism: Tuber aestivum (summer truffle)
Lineage: Eukaryota; Fungi; Ascomycota; Pezizomycetes; Pezizales; Tuberaceae
Source: the annotation of a GenBank genome assembly